This is a messenger RNA of Dipodomys spectabilis (banner-tailed kangaroo rat), 1873 nucleotides long. RefSeq names its product intraflagellar transport 52 (gene Ift52). The transcript is spliced from 14 exons. The coding region runs from base 113 to 1453 and encodes 446 amino acids. Gene Ontology annotation, biological process: intraciliary transport; cilium assembly. Lineage: Eukaryota; Metazoa; Chordata; Mammalia; Rodentia; Heteromyidae. The record is from RefSeq and is a predicted model, not a curated record. Gene Ontology annotation, cellular component: intraciliary transport particle B; centriole; cilium.
CGGAGGUCGCUUCGGAGCGGGGCCCCGCCUCCUCAGCGCGCAGUGGUGCCUCCGUCGUUGCUAAGCGGCCUUGGAUACCUGGCGGCGGGAUGUUGGGCAGCGUCAGGUGAAGAUGGUGGUCACCGGGGCUCAGGUAACCAUGGAUAAGGAGGUCCGAAGCACCAUCCUUUUCAAUGCCUAUAAAAAGGAGGUGUUCACCACCAACAGUGGCUACAAAUCCUUGCAGAAAAGACUUCGCAGCAACUGGAAGAUUCAGAGCUUAAAAGAUGAAAUCACAUCUGAAAAACUAAUUGGGGUGAAACUCUGGAUUACAGCUGGGCCAAGAGAAAAAUUUACUGCAGCUGAGUUUGAAGUUCUAAAGAAGUACCUUGACAGUGGUGGAGAUAUCCUUGUGAUGCUAGGAGAGGGUGGAGAAUCCAGAUUUGACACCAAUAUUAACUUUCUCUUAGAAGAGUAUGGAAUCAUGGUGAAUAAUGAUGCUGUGAUUAGAAAUGUUUAUUUCAAGUAUUUCCAUCCUAAGGAGGCUCUGGUUUCCAAUGGUGUGCUGAAUAGGGAAAUUAGCCGAGCUGCAGGAAAGGCUGUGCCUGGAAUCAUUGAUGAGGAGAGCAGUGAGAACAAUGCACAGGCUCUCACCUUUGUCUACCCUUUUGGUGCCACAUUGAGUGUCAUGAAACCAGCAGUGGCUGUUCUGUCCACAGGCUCCGUCUGCUUCCCACUCAACAGACCCAUUCUGGCUUUCUACCAUUCAAAGAACCAAGGCGGGAAACUGGCAGUGCUUGGCUCCUGUCACAUGUUCAGUGACCAAUAUUUGGAUAAAGAAGAAAACAGCAAAAUCAUGGAUGUUGUUUUCCAAUGGCUCACAACAGGAGACAUCCUCCUAAACCAGAUUGAUGCUGAGGAUCCAGAGAUUUCUGACUACAUGAUGCUGCCGGACACAGCCACCCUGUCAGAGCGGCUCCGAGUGUGUUUUCAGGAGGGUGAUGAGAACCCACGGGACUUUACCACACUCUUCGACCUGUCCAUUUACCAGCUGAAUACAGCCUCCCUCCCCAAAGUCAUCAAGGCUCAUGAGCAGCUAAAUGUGAAACAUGAACCGCUCCAGCUCAUCCAGCCUCAGUUUGAGACACCGCUGCCAGCCCUUCAGCCUGCGGUUUUCCCUCCUAGCUUCAGGGAACUGCCACCUCCUCCUCUGGAACUGUUUGACUUAGAUGAGACAUUUUCCUCUGAGAAGGCACGGCUUGCUCAGAUCACUAAUAAAUGUACUGAAGAAGACCUGGAGUUCUAUGUCAGGAAGUGUGGUGACAUUCUUGGAGUAACCAGUAAACUACCAAAGGAUCAACAGGAUGCCAAACAUAUCCUUGAACACAUCUUCUUCCAAGUGGUGGAGUUCAAGAAAUUGAACCAGGAACAUGAUAUUGAUACAAGUGAAAUAGGAUUUCCUAACAAUUUCUGAGGACUGCCUGUUGGAGCAUUUCUGCCUCCUGAUUCUCUUUGUAUUUUUGAAUCAUUCCUCAACUCCUUACCAAAGGGUGUAUAUCCUUUAUAUCCUCUUUCCUCUAUAAACUGUGGAAAUCUGUGCCUCUUCUGCAGCAGCCAUAUAGGUAAGGUUUAUAAUCCUUAUGGAAGAGACAUUCCAUUUUUUAAAAUUAAAUCUGUGUCAAACUUGUACUUUUACAAUUUAUGAAAGUCUGUCAUUGAAGUCUUUUCUUCUGACUCCAGGAUUUGUUUCUUAUGAAAGACCUAUAAAACUCUCAAGUUUUGGGAAAUACUGCACAACUUUCUGGGCUAGUUAAAAAAUAAUACGAAAUUUAAACUCAGUGUGUUUGCCCCACUGUACCUAAGGAAAAAAAUAAAUGAGCAGUUACCUUCCUUA